UUUGCCCCCAAGAAGGCAGGUUACGGCACGUCAACAUCUUUGCGGAGCCUCACUUCUCAAUCGCAGACUUCGAAUCGCUCGCCCCCGCUAUUCUGACGAUGUCCUCCUCCACACCAAGCUCAUCCGGUCGCUCAUCGCCUGCGCCACGCUCCGAUGCCUCUUCGGCUACCAGCGCAGGAGCAGUGCCUAUUCCAGGCAACAGCAAAUCUGGCUCAUCGCAACAACAGCAGCAGCAGCAGCAGCAGCAAGGUGGCUCGCCCUUCGAAUCAGGAGCAUUCGGACAGCGAAGAGGCUCGGCGCCCGCUUCGGCAUUCUUGGCACCUCGUUUUUGGAACGCUGCGACAAGCACUGGUGGAGCGCCAGGUGGAAUCAUGAGCUACGCGCAUGGGGCGUAUGGUACGAGUCCUAAUUCAUCCGGUCAUCAUCAUCAUCACCACCACCAUCACCAACAAGCACCAGGCGCGACCUUCGAUGUGAAUGGUGUACCACGAAGGACGAGUUUCGGACACAGUCUGACGGGUGGUAGGCUGAGCGCCCUGGCUGCGCUAGGCAUGGCCCCUAUGCAAAGCCCACCGAUACAGUCAUCUGGACUGCCUCCAGCGACCAGCAAACCUCGUGGCACAGCCGCUUCGCCUGAACGAAAGAUGAGCAGCAGCAGCAGCAGCGCGACGGAAGUGUUGCCGCCGCUAAGUGCCAGCUCCACGCCCAUCUCUUCGCCCGCGCUCAAAUCUACAAAGAGCACGACGGACGUGCCUACGGCGAAUGCUGCCAAUAGGAGAAAAGAUCGCGUCUUUUUCUUGCCUGGUCCGGAUGGCUUGUGCGUAGAGAGCAGACGCAGAAGGCCUAGCGAGGCUUAGCAGCUUGCGAGCGCCCAAAUAGUCUUUUGGGUUGGUCUAUAUAUGACGCCUUUGACGAUGCUCAGGAACAUCGACGACGACUUGGCACCCGAGUGCUCAUGAUCAAAGGCGGCCGAGCGAGGCUCGCAUUACCGUCCUCAUCCUUCCUAGGAACACGACUCCUCUUUGCUGCUCUCUACCGCUUUCCAGCGCAGGGGUAAGGAGGAUGGCACGGCGCAGGAUGCCACAGCCCGUGUCCAGUCCAACCAACGCUCCCUCUAUCCAUUAGCGCCUUUCCCUUUUGUUCCCCUACUCACGACCAGCUCUGUACCCCUCAUUCGCGCUCUCUUUGCAUCACACACAAUGUCACCUUGUUUUCUCUCUGUCUCGCGUAGCGUGAGCG
Ceraceosorus guamensis is the source of this 1239-nucleotide messenger RNA. RefSeq lists its product as hypothetical. Lineage: Eukaryota; Fungi; Basidiomycota; Exobasidiomycetes; Ceraceosorales; Ceraceosoraceae. Bases 99 to 857 code for a protein of 252 amino acids. The transcript has a single exon. The record is from RefSeq and is a predicted model, not a curated record.